This is a messenger RNA of Spodoptera littoralis (African cotton leafworm), 2535 nucleotides long. The record is from the annotation of a GenBank genome assembly. NCBI's taxonomy places the organism in Eukaryota, Metazoa, Arthropoda, Insecta, Lepidoptera, Noctuidae.
AUGGCCUCACGCACCCCGUCCCUUGAGUCGCUGCCCGGUGCCAACUCAAUAGGUUCGCUGGAGCGUGGCUCCUUAUCGCCCCUGACUCUCAGUGGAUCCUCGCCCCCAGCGAGUGACUCCGCCGUAUGCGACCUCCGUGAAUUCGACGGUCUCGACACCACUUGCGCAAUCUGCCGAGAAACAUUUGUCGACCCCAAAGUACUCAAUUGCUUCCACACCUUCUGCCGGGCUUGCCUGGAGAGGGAACAAACGCACCCGGACAAAGUGACCUGCGUCACUUGCCGUGUAGACAGCCAACUACCAACUGCCGGCGUUCCCGGGCUUCUCACAAACCUCGUGAUAGCCGCCGCCGUCGAGCAGGACGCCGACCUCCUGCCAACUGCCCGUCAAACCAGCUCUCCUUCAGCCCGCUGCACCGGCUGCAAAUCCAAGGAAUCCGACGCCGUAGCACGUUGCGUCGACUGCGUAAAUUUCCUGUGCCCGAACUGCGUUAUGGCGCACCAAUUCAUGCAUUGCUUUGAGGGCCACCGUGUUCUAUCAUUCACGGACCUGAAAGAUGACAAGGGCUUACUAGGAUCUACAAUCAUCGCAAGCGGUGAAAAGACCGCAUUUUGCCCUAGACAUAAAAAUGAUAUUCUUAAGUACUUCUGCCGCACCUGCUCAGUGCCGGUAUGUAAAGAGUGCACGAUAAUUGAACACCCAGCUGCUCUGCACGACUGUGAGCAUUUAUCCGAUGCUGGCCCAAAGCAAUUGGAGUUGAUGCAAACCGCGGUAAAUGAAGCCAAGACACGAGCUACUGAAAUAAGACACGUAAUUAAAACGGUUGAACACGCUGCAGGCAAAUUACAAGUCCAGUACCACAAAGCUCAAAAUGAAAUAAACGAUACGUUCCAAUUCUACCGUUCUAUGCUCGAGGAACGUAAGCAAGAAUUGCUCAAAGAGCUUGAAAGUGUAUUUUCCACAAAACAAAUUGCCCUCACAGUAGUCGGCCAAAAAGCUCAAGAGACUGUUGAUAAGAUUUACCAAACGUGCGACUUCGUUGAUCGAUUGACUAAAUGCGCCAAUAUUGCGGAAAUACUAAUGUUCAGGAAAUUAUUAGAUGCAAAAUUGCAAACUCUAUUGAGUUCGAACCCAGAACAGUCAGUACAGACAGCUUGCGAGCUUGAAUUUGUUUCUAACUACCAAGCCAUCCAAGUUGGCGUAAGAAACACGUUUGGAUACGUGCGCUCUAGCUCAGAGGCGAACGUUGGCCCCACUAAACAGCCACCUAUUGCCCGCCCUACUAACGGCAAUCUCUUAAAUGGUGGAUCAUCAUCUAGUAGCAGCAGCGUAAACGGAAGUUCUGGUAGUCUGAACGGUGGAAUCCACCUACCAACGGGUUUGAACGGUGUACUUGACCGUCCUUAUACCAAUGGACUCCUAGGACCCACUAGCCAGUCCACAUCACCCUUCGAAUCCAACAUUAUCUCGAAACGAUUCAAUAGCGUGAACAGUCUGGGUCCUUUUUCGUCUGCUAUUGACAUUAACUUGAAUGGCAUCAAUCCUUAUGAGAAAUGGUCGAACGGAGGUUGUGAUUCACUUUUUCCGCCGACGACGACUGACCCCUACUCACUUACAUCAGCCACACACAACGAUCCUAUUUUAGACUUGACAAGCAAACUAAUUUCAACUGCCAUUUUCCCGCCGAAAUCUCAAAUUAAGCGACAAAAGAUGAUCUAUCAUUGCAAAUUUGGAGAAUUUGGAGUAAUGGAAGGUCAAUUUACGGAGCCAAGUGGAGUAGCUGUAAAUGCUCAAAACGAUAUUAUAGUCGCAGACACUAAUAACCACCGCAUCCAGAUAUUUGACAAAGAAGGCCGCUUCAAGUUCCAAUUUGGUGAAUGUGGCAAACGUGAUGGUCAACUACUGUACCCAAAUAGAGUAGCCGUAGUGCGCACUUCUGGUGACAUUAUUGUAACGGAAAGAUCACCAACACACCAGAUUCAAAUUUACAACCAAUACGGCCAAUUCGUACGCAAAUUCGGCGCUAACAUCCUUCAACAUCCUCGUGGAGUUACUGUUGACAACAAGGGCCGUAUUGUAGUUGUCGAAUGUAAAGUAAUGCGUGUCAUAAUCUUUGACCAGAUCGGUAACGUGCUGCAAAAGUUCGGUUGCUCGAAACACCUGGAGUUCCCUAACGGAGUCGUAGUAAACGAUAAACAGGAGAUCUUUAUCAGCGACAAUCGCGCGCACUGCGUCAAGGUGUUCAACUAUGAAGGUAUUUACUUGCGUCAGAUCGGUGGUGAAGGUGUCACUAACUACCCAAUUGGUGUCGGCAUCAACGCAGCCGGUGAAAUAUUGAUUGCUGAUAAUCAUAACAACUUCAAUCUGACUAUAUUCACGCAAGACGGACAACUCGUCUCUGCACUAGAAAGCAAAGUGAAACACGCUCAAUGCUUCGACGUGGCGCUAAUGGACGACGGUUCAGUGGUUCUUGCAAGUAAGGACUACAGGCUCUACAUCUAUCGCUACGUGCAAGUGCCGCCAAUAGGCAUGUGA